Anolis carolinensis (green anole) is the source of this 7868-nucleotide messenger RNA. It is a transcript of the gene mgat1, whose product is annotated as alpha-1,3-mannosyl-glycoprotein 2-beta-N-acetylglucosaminyltransferase. Gene Ontology annotation, molecular function: alpha-1,3-mannosylglycoprotein 2-beta-N-acetylglucosaminyltransferase activity. Lineage: Eukaryota; Metazoa; Chordata; Lepidosauria; Squamata; Anolidae. Gene Ontology annotation, cellular component: Golgi apparatus. The record is from RefSeq and is a predicted model, not a curated record. Gene Ontology annotation, biological process: protein N-linked glycosylation. Bases 2176 to 3528 code for a protein of 450 amino acids. The transcript is spliced from 3 exons.
GCAUUUAGCUCCUUCCACAUUUCUUUGGUUCUGUUUGCUAGAACUUCCUUUUACCUCCUGAAUUUGCAUGUGCUGGCUUCCUGUUUUUUUGGUCCACUCUGUUCCUUUCCCCUUCCUUUUGCAUAAUUAUGCAAGGGCUAGGCAGGCUGGGAUACAAAAUUCUGUUUCUGAUUAAGGGGUAGGCAGCUGCAGUAAGGAUGGGAUUGAAUGAGCUGGUCCUAAUUUUUUGUCUGGCUCUUCCUAUGUUCACUUGCAGCCUUGAUCUGCCAAAGCAAUAAAACCUUUUCAUUGUCAGUGUUGUACAUGUUGCCCUUCUAAGUGUGCUACAAUCUGAUUUGCUUCCUUAAUGGCAUCAUGAAAUCACUGAGGCCGAGCAAGUUGGGGAAGUGAGUGGGGAUUUUAACCUCUGUCCUUUUAACUACGUUGUCUUCCUGUGCAGUAAAUUGGAUUUUUCCUACUCUUACUCCACCUUUGGUUGAGGAAUGGCAUAUAAACAUGUCCACUUUAAAGCUCCAAUAUAUUAUAUACCAUUUUAUCUCUGCUUCCUCCUUCCAAGCAGUUUCUUCCCUUACCACUCAGUCCCAUUAUAUCUGUGUGAAAGACCAAACUACACCCAGCCACAGGUGACAUUUGACUUUCCCCUGUCUUCUUCCAUUGGGAUCUGUGAGGAACCUGCUAAUGCUUUCUCUUCCUCCCUUAAUCCCCUUCCCAUUACAGGAGAGCUAUGUAUGUGGGUGUGUCUUUGAACCCCCUAAUGCACAGGCCACCUAAUGUCUUUUCACUGAUUUCCACAGGGUUCUGCCCUCCCUCUUCUAUGUCCUGUUUAGUGUUUACCUCUAAGCCAGUUCUCUCUUCCUCUCUCUCCCUUCCCCAGCAGAGAUCAGGCAACCAGUAGGCUGGGAAGAGAACAGUUAAUGGUUAACACUCCUCUGUGGAGAAACGUGGCAGCAGAAAUUAGCUCAUUGCAGUUGUUGCUUUGCUAGCUAAUCAUCUCCAGGAAAUCUGGAUUUUUUUUCCCUCUUUUCUUCCCAAGCAUUUUAGCAACCAUCCUUCAGCGUCAGCUCAUGUUCCUUUCCAGAUAUUCUUAUCCAGUUCUACCUCGCUGUUAACAGAAGAGGCCAUAUUUGUCUGUUGGCAUAAAUGGUACUUGACCUUUGUAGCUGAGUUCUCAUACUGGUUAGGAUGGCAGUUUCAGGCUCACAGUGGCCUGUGUGGAAACAUAGAAGCAUGAGGGCUCACUCCAGUCCUUUGCAGUCACUCUUUAAACCUUUGUUAGCUUCUGAAUGAUUCAUUUGCACUGAUUCUGGGUGUGUGCGAGUUAAGCCUUCCUCCUUCAGGUUGGAGAGCAGAGGGCCCCCAGCUUCCUGAAUUCUGAUAGAGAAGGCACCCUAUAGCAACUGCUUUAACCCUGCCCACAUCCUUCCUAAAAGGAGGAGUCACCAUUCCAGUUAUCUGGGAGGGAGUGAAACUAUCACUCAGAGCUUCAAACUUCAGCAGAGCAGCGUGCCGUCCUCUCCAAUUCUGUUUCUGCCGCCAAACGGGUCUGACAGAGUGCAGGAGCCUUGCCAUCCUCCCACAUUUGGAAAUCAGAUCCCGGUAGAAAGAUUUUCCAUCCCAAGCAAUGAAACCUGCCAGAGAGACAGACAGCAAGCUCAUAACAUUGGAUUUGGGCUGUUGAUUGGAGUAAGAUAAAAGGUGGGCCAGAGGAAAGUUAAAUACCACUUAAUAGCAACAGAGAGUUCUUGAGCUGAACUUAUCUCUGUGUCAUGGGCCAGGAAUUGUUUCAACGAAGCUGGACUUUAUAAUGGGCUCGGGACAACAGUGUGGACAUUUUGACUUCACAGAGUGUGAGAUUAAGGAAGGAAGUUUGGUACCAAGCGUGUGACUAUAGCGAGAUAAUGGUGGCAGUGGUACAAGUUGAACUUUUAAAAGACUGGAACAUUUGCCUUAUUCGGAAAGAGAUUGCAAAGAACACGGCAGUCAAGCUUUAACAUGAAACAGAUUGCUCAAGGUUUCUGUCGGUGCUGAGGCUGGAAAAGAUCCAGCUGAUCCGAAGUCCUUGUACUCUUCUGUUGACUUGGCACUGCUAUAUUGGAUCAGGUUGAUGGUGAUGGUCUAACACCUAUUAGCGGGAACAACACAAGAAGACAGUGUUGGGGCCUGUGCCUGUGAAGGAUGGUGAAGAAAAUCAGCCUGGUUCUCUGGGGCGUGGUGCUUUUUGUGGCUUGGAAUGCCCUGAUUCUCUUCUUCUUGUGGACACGGCCUCAGUCUUUCUCAGACCAUAGCCACCUGACGGAAGAGGUCAUCCGAUUGGCCCAGGACGCUGAAGUGGAACUUGAGCGCCAGAAGGACCUCUUGCAUCAGAUCUACCGUUACAGUGCCCUUUGGACCAGGAGAAAGGCUGAUGAGGCCAAAAAGCACCACCUGUCAGCUGCUGCAGCGUCUGCCAAACCUUCCACAGCUGCUCCUUUGUCCCGUCGCAGUCAGAUCUCUCCAGAUGCUACUUUACCGGUGGUCGUCAUUGCCUGUGACCGCAGCACAGUCCGCCGUUGCCUAGACAAGCUAUUACAUUACCGGCCUUCAAAGGAGCGGUUCCCCAUCAUUGUAAGCCAGGACUGCGGACACGAGGAGACAGCCAGGGUCAUCGCCUCCUAUGGAGACGCUAUCAUGCACAUCAAGCAGCCUAACCUGAGUGAUAUUCCUGUACCCACUGACCACCGCAAAUUCCAAGGCUAUUACAAGAUUGCUCGGCACUAUCGUUGGGCUCUGAGCCAGGUCUUCCGGACCUUCAAGUACCAAGCAGCCAUUCUGGUGGAAGAUGACCUGGAAGUAGCUCCAGAUUUCUUUGAAUAUUUCCAAGCAAUCUUUCCACACCUGUUAGCUGACCCAGGCCUUUGGUGCAUCUCUGCGUGGAAUGAUAAUGGCAAGGAACAGAUGGUUGAUGUUGCCCACCCGGAGCUGCUUUACCGUACGGAUUUUUUUCCUGGUCUUGGCUGGCUUCUGCUUUCUGACCUAUGGGAUGAGUUAGAGCCCAAGUGGCCCAAGGCCUUCUGGGAUGAUUGGAUGCGGCAGCCUGAACAACGGCAGGGCCGUUCAUGCAUCAGGCCCGAGGUGUCCCGCACUAUGACUUUUGGCCGCAAGGGUGUGAGCCAUGGUCAGUUCUUUGACCAGUACCUGAAGUUCAUCAAGCUCAAUGACCGCUUCGUGCCUUUCACCCAGAUGGACCUAUCUUACCUCAAGAAGGAAGAGUAUGAUCGCUCUUUCCUGGCCCAGGUCUAUGGGGCCCCUGAGCUGCGAGUUGAGGAGCUACAGGGUAACCAGCGCCGGGAAUUGGGUACAGUCCGAGUGCAAUAUACCACUCGGGACUCUUUCAAGGCCUUUGCAAAAGCUUUGGGCGUCAUGGACGACCUCAAGUCGGGAGUGCCCCGUGCUGGCUACCAGGGCAUUGUCAGCUUCCUUUAUCGAGGGCGGCGUGUUUACUUAGCGCCUCCUUCGGACUGGACAGGUUACGACCCCAGCUGGAGUUAGCAGCUGUUGAUCCUAAGCAUGUUGGACCUUACAAGGAAAGGGGUGCUGGGGUAGGGUGGGUGGGUGGACAAAACUCUGUAUUUUUUUUUUCUUCCUGUGUGGCAUUCGAGUGCAUUCCAGGGGUGAGGGUUGCUUUGUGCACUUAAAAUAUGAGGGUUGGAGGGGUCUGUUGUGGAGAUGAUUCUAAUGCCCCCAAAAAGAUGGGGUGAGGUGGAGCAUUCUGGGGUUUCUCAGUUCUGCCUCCCUAGUGCCUAUUCUACUCCUUGACAUAGCAGUGUGUUCACUCAGUUGGUUCUUUGGUAGCUUCUCCAAAUGGGUGCAUUUUAAGACCAAAGUGGCAAAACCCACUGAGGUGUCUCCAGCUACCACAGGCUCUGGGUGGCUUCUGAACCAGCAUGCCAGAUGGAGCUCAUCAGCUUAUGGUGUGGCCUGUGAGGGGCUCAAUAACUCACCCGUUUGUAUUUUAUGAUUUCAUGGAAAUGAAAAUGAUUGACUUAGAAAGCUCCCAAUAGCUCACUGUACAUAACUGGUCUACCACAUUCAGCCUGGUGGGUCACAAUUUCUGUAAGCUCAAAGUACAGGAAAGAAAUGCAGUCGUUUUCCCACGUCUUGGUUUGCCUGUUCUGUUCUCACUUGGCCUGGCCUGGAAGAUAGGAAAGUCUUAUUAAUGAGCACUGGGCCCAUUUAGAAGGACUAUUUUAAUUGACCAUAUUGGCCUUUAAAAAUGGGUCUCUUGGAUAAUUUAUAUCUUUAGCCCUAUUGGAUUGGACAUUUGAGAAAAGAUGCAUAUGCUGAUUCAAGUGACAUGAAGAUCGCUCUGGAGAUGAUGAGGCAAAGUAAGAAAUUCUGGCUUGCAUUUACCAGUAACAGUAGGGUAAAAUGGAAGGGAAUAGCAUGGAAUUGUGUUAUCUUUUUUACAGAACCAUAGUGAGACAUGGUAAUAAAACAUUUUGGACUGCAGUUCCCAUUAUGUCCCUGUGCUGGCAUGGCUGAGGGAUUCUGAGAAUUGUAAUCCAGAAAGUGACAUUUUGGACCUCUGUCUUGUCUUUAGCCUACACGAAAUCUUGAAGAGAGGCAGACAUUUUCUUCCACUCGCCCAGCUAAAAGAGGGACACGAUGGUUGCUCAGCAGCUCUCCUCUCAGCCCUUGCCAAACUGCUUCCUUCGACUCACAGAAAGCCUAAAAGAUGAUGGACAUUGUAGUAUAAGUCCAAUGAAGGAUACCAGGCUGAGGGAGACUGACCCAAAGCCUUAAAACUUGCAGGUGGAUUAUGCUUGGAAACACAAAAACGUACACUCCUUGCAUUUGCAAAACUCGCACAGUGAUGCAGAGGUCUUAGGCUUCUGGUUGAUGUAUGUAUAGAAGCUAGCAGACUUUUGGGGCCCCAUUUGGAGACUGAGGUGGUAUUGGAUCUGUUAUGAUGAAGCCACUUUUCUCAGCUGUGUGCUGGACUACAGCUCCUAUGUUGUACAGCAGUGUUUUUCAAACUCUGUUUCUCCAGAUAAGCUGGCUGGGAUUUGUGGGAGGUGAAGUCCAAACCACCUGGAGGAGCAGGGUUUAAAAAACCUGUUCUAGAUCAGGUCUGCACAACCUGUGGCCCUCCAUAUGUUUGGGCCUCUCACCUCCCUAGCCUAGACAGCUUGUUGAAUGGUCAGGAAUUCUGGGAGCUGAAGUCCCACAACCUGGAGGGCUGCAGGUUGUGUAGGCCUGUUCUAGAGCAAGGAGUUUUAAUUGAACCCAUUUGGAUUGCACCAGGUUGCAUUCAGCUAGAGCUUCUUCACCUUUGUUCUCAGUGUUUUUGGUGGCCCAUUCUUAUAGGAUAUUUAAGAGAAGAUGCUGGUUUAAUUAUGGCCUAUCAGAGAUGCCAUGUUUUUUCUUCCCAAGUGAGUCAACAUUUCCCAUCCACCCUCCCAGGCUGCCUUAAUUCCUUUUUGGGGGAAAGGCUUUUUUCCUUCCUAAUAUUUGAGCUUCAGAACAUUCUGUCAUUUCAGUGGCAUUUACCAGAGCAUAGAAAAUGUGGUUUUUAAUAUUAAAAAUCCAAACAUUCCCUAGCUAACCAGCCUAACCUCUGGGGAUUGUAGUCCGAAAAAAAAAGGGGGAUCACCACCACCACACACAAAUGAGUUAUAAUAUUGUUGCUGCCAUAUGAGAACAGGACACUGCUGUGUCUGGGAGGAUUGAGGCAGGAGGGGAAGCAUUCCUGAGACGACAGCAGAAUGUGCCACAGAAGGGGCUUUCUUGAAAAGGAGCCCAGCCUUACUCAGUGGUGCAGACUCCCCCUUGCCCAUCUUUGCCUCUGAGGUGCUGCAGAGCUUCUCUACAACCACUUUACUCACAGCAGGCAUUGAGAAAGGACUUCAGACCUCACUUGGCCAAAAUUCAGACCACACCAAAGGGUAGUAUUUUGUUGGUUCCAAUGCUGUAUUACUUUUAUGUGUCAUUUUUUUUCUAAAGAAAAAACAAAAAUACAUACUACGCUCUCCUUGGUGAGUGGAGGAAGAACACUUCUCUUUGCUAAUUUUAGUUAAGAAUUUCCUUCCUGGGUCAGGUUUAAGUGAAAUGGGUGUCAGAGGCCUUCCUUUCAUGUCUCUGUUCUUCUAGUCGGUGUGGAUGAGAAGACAGGAGAUGGUGCCUUGGGGGACAAAAUGAAAUGGUUUGAUGUAUCUGCUUUAUUGUGUUUUGGAAAACAGCAGUGAUGCAACGCAGCCCUUAGAUGUGUUGGGGAGACACCUGUUCUGCUGAAGAUCCUCACCUUGAGGUUUUGUAAUUUUUUUUCAAAGUGAGGUGUUUUGGAUUCUCUCAGAGGAAUUCAUCUAUGAGGGAAGACAUAUUUGUAAAGUUUCUGGGAUGAGAAUAAAGCAGGCAGGAAUUCAUUUGUAUGUGAUAUUGCCCAAUCCAUGGAAAGCAGCCCCCCUUGUGCCCCCAAUUUCUCCUUCACUGGGGGCAGGGGUGCUACUAGCAGAGGCUUGGGGGCUCAGCUUAGUGGAAGAAAUUGAGUUUUGGGACAUUUUUGCCAGGUGAGGCCAAACCAUUUUAGUCCCCAGAGAAGUCUUUUUUUGCAGCAGCAGCAGCAGCAGCAGCAGAAACUUCUGUUAACUUCUCUUUGAAACUAAAAUUGGCAAGAAGGCAUUUUGAAAGUAAAAACCUUAUUUGUCCCUAGUUAGCCCUCUGGGGCACAUGAAUUUGAUAUGAUGUACCUUGUUAUCCUCUGUCCUGAACAGUUAGUGGGAAAAUGAUCGCUCACAGGUCAAAUGUUGGUCCUCCAAGGCUUUUGCUUAUUCCUUGAAUGCUGACUGGGACAUACGGAAGUUGGAAACUCGGAGCUUGAGAACAUCUACCUUAUAUGUUAGGAAGAUGGUAAAGCAUAUGAUGAUAGUGCAUUUGAUUCCUUUUGCACAUUCGUUUGGCCCUUGUCCCUGCUUUUGAAAACUGCCUAAUUCAAACAUUGCCAAAAAAAAUUGAGGUUGGAAGUUGUGGCAUAUAAGGAAAAGACAAAUCUAGGGUGCCAUCACCUUUGACUACGUGUUCAGACUGAUUCCCGCUGCAGAUAAAGGAACACCUUAGAGGAUGGGCAGCCCUUUUUAGUAGAAGAGAGCUAGUGAUUUCAAGGGAAAGAGACGAAAGCAACAUAUGCUGUUCCCUCUUCCCUUUCUGUCCUCUUGGACCCAGGCAAAAAGCCACAGCUGCUGGAGAGGAAGAGGGGAAAGCACUGCUGGUGAUGCAUCAUUUCUUCCCUCCCUAAAGUGCUCCAAAUUUGCCUGUAUCUCUGCCCUUCUUCCUUUAAUCUAGGCAGAAGUUAGGAGCAUACAUCUGUACAUCUCUGUACAUCCUUUCCAGUGAAUGGAGAGUGUUUUAAGGCAGUAACCUUCACGUCCUGCACAAGGAGUCUGACUCGAGGAUUUUUUUCUGUCUUGCUUGGAUCCCACAGAUCUGUGUAACUACCCGUACCACCUGUUGCCUGAUUAUUUCUCUCUCUUGGCAUGUCAUCUGUGUUUGUCUUUUGCCCAAGUUCACAGGGCUACUGCUUCUCUUUCUGAUCUGGAUAACAAAUUAUUCUUAAGGGAGCCAGCGGAGACCCAAGGGCCAAGACUAAGGGUUUCUGUCAAGGAGAGCCCACCAGCAGCCGCUGCCCCCUCUCCCCUCCGCCCCCAUCCCUUUCCACACACAGAAGUCUGUUUUGAGAUUUGAACUAAAUAUACUCCGGGUGCAAGCCAGGAGCUAUUGCAUUGUGUUUGAUGGAGAGAUGCUGUUAUUAUGUCCAGAGUUCAAUUAGUGAGAAAAAAAAUUAAAGAUGCAAAAACUUAUUUUCCACAAUAAAAUAAACUGGUCCUUUUCAGACA